CGGCAAAUCCACCUGUCACCUGUUUGCACCAGGCUGUAGACGUUUUUUUCUGCUGUAAAGUUGGGCAUUUUAACAUGGGGAUCUAUGGGACUGACCCCCUUUUGCAGCCAGCCAAUCGGACGGUAAUUGUUUCUCAGGGGGAUGUAAGUGAUUUUCAACAUUUAAAGGGGAUAGUCUAGUCGGUGAUUUAAUUGCCGUCAGAUUCCAGGAUGUCGAGUAGUCGGUGUUUUUCUCUCACCUCCUCCGUAAAAAUCCAAUGACCAACUGACAGAAGGCGCGAGCUUUUAUUCUGAAAUUUAAGACGAACCAGGAAGUGGAGCAAAAAAAAAGGUCCUUUCCGGUUCAGCAACAUAAGAGGACAAGCAUGACUCGACACGGGAAAAACUGCACAGCAGGAGCCGUUUACACUUAUCACGAGAAGAAGAAAGACACCGCCUCUUCUGGUUAUGGGACACAAAGUGUGCGUUUGGGGAAGGAUGCGAUCAAAGACUUCGACUGCUGCUGUCUCUCCCUACAGCCCUGCAGGGACCCCGUCGUCACUGAAGAUGGAUACUUGUAUGAAAAAGAAGCCAUCCUGCAAUACAUUCUUCACCAGAAAACAGAUAUCGCCAAGAAAAUGAAGGCAUAUGAGAAGCAGAAAAAGGCUCUAAAGAGUGAAGGCCAGCUGGAGUCCAAGUCUGAGGAGCGAGAGAGAGCUGAGAACUUCAAACAGAGAGAGAACAACAUCGUCUCCAAGCCAAUCAACCCCUUUACCUCAGAGAAAUCUAAGGACGAAGGAAGCCAGAAGGGCUCAAGCAGCUCCUCCAGUUCUGACACAGGAGCGUCCAGUUCCUCUUCAGCUCUGCCCAGCUUUUGGAUCCCCAGCCUCACACCAGAGGCCAAGCCCACCUUGCUUAAAAAACCUUCAAAGACCGUGUUGUGCCCCAUGUCAGGACGUCCUAUAAAGAUGAGUGAUUUGAUUUCAGUGCGCUUCACUCCACUGGACCCCAGUCUGGACAGAGUGGCCCUCCUCACACGCCAAGACAGAUACGUGUGUGCAGUAACCAAAGACACGCUUGGGAACUCUGUGCCCUGUGCAGUUCUUAGACCCUCUGGAGCCGUGGUCACUAUGGAGUGUGUGGAGAAGCUCAUACAGAAAGACAUGAUUGAUCCAGUGACUGGAGACAAACUGAAAGAGAAGGACAUCAUACCCCUUCAGAGGGGUGGGACUGGCUUUGCAGGCUCAGGAGUGACCCUCAAAGCUAAAGAGGCCAGACCCGUUAUGCAAGCAUAAACAAGAGGAUUGGACCCCGCUUUCACCCUGUAAAUAUUGUCAUUAAUUUGUAGUCCUUUGGUUGUCAGUUGUUUGGUGGUGGGGUAAUUGGAGUGGAUGUUGAAGUUAUUUUUUUUCCCCCUUUGACUCCAAAGAUACUUUAAUGUCAUGUGUACACAAUACGCAGUAAAUGUUUUUUUGUUUUUAAUAAAUCAUUCAUUUUA
Molecule: messenger RNA, 1476 nt
Organism: Carassius gibelio (silver crucian carp)
Lineage: Eukaryota; Metazoa; Chordata; Actinopteri; Cypriniformes; Cyprinidae
Product: nitric oxide synthase-interacting protein
Exons: 10
Coding region: 365-1273 (302 amino acids)
Cellular component (GO): nucleus
Molecular function (GO): ubiquitin protein ligase activity
Source: RefSeq, a predicted model, not a curated record